AUGGAGACCAUACGCUCGACGACCCUCCAAUACAGAUGCUUCGUGGAGGAAACAGUGAAUGAGACGAUGCGAAGGAUGAUGGAGAAGUUGGAUUCUAACGGUGAUGGGCGUGUCCAAAUGGAGGAUUUUAAGAAUCAUGCAAGCGCAGCUCUAAACAGGAUUAGGGAUCACACCCCAACUCCAACGGAGAUCGGCGUGGCUCUCUCUCACUUCACCUGGGCGGAGAUGAUCUGGCGGUACUUCCUUCUACAACUGACAUUUUUGGUUGCGCUUUUUGUGAUUGAAAAUAUACGAGAUCUCGUUUUUAGUGGCCCUAGGAGACUUCUUCUCGAUGACUCUUACCUAACAAAUAACCCACCCGAGGUUGGUCCCGAAAUCGCCUUGACAUACGAUACGCCUUGGACGUUAUAUGAGCGAACGAAGGUUGUGUUCUUCGUCGUUACAGGCCUUCUGUUCCUGCGCAUUUUCUGUUUUUUUUUCUGCGCGGUAACUUCUAUGUACCUAAUUAGUUUAACCGGGUUAAAUGGGCGAAACCGCCGCGACAACCCUUAUUGGUUUGCAAUAUGGAGCAAUAUUGCCUGCGUCUUUGCUCAUAUUGGCGCAGCAGCGGCGGGUAUCUAUCAUGUCAAACUCUUUGGAAGAGUCGCUGAUGGAUCGGAGUGCAAGAUCUUGAUUGGUAACCACUCCUGUAUCAUGGAGGUGACUAUCCUCUGCAUUAUAGGGAACUUCCCAUCCUUUGUCACGCGGAAAGAGAACGCUGAGAAGGUACCCUGCUUCGCUGAUGUCGUACGGGUAAUGGAUGCCGUUACAGUAGAUCGUGGCGCUUCCGAGUCCCGCAAGUAUACCGCCGAUGCGAUUAGGAAGCGCGCUAAGAAUAGAAACCCCAAGGCCCCACAAAUUAUGAUAUUCCCUGAGGGAACCACAGCAAAUCAGCGGGCUCUGUUCAUGUUCAGGAAAGGGGCGAUGGAGCCAGGCGAGCCUAUACAGAUGAUCUGUGUGAGCAUCCCAUAUAAGCAUUUCAACCCGUGUUGGACAGGCCGCGCGUGCGGUGGCAACAAUAUCAGUGAUCUUUUGUUGCGGCUCUGCUCUCAGUUUGUGACGCAUGUGGAGGUGCGUGCUUUGCCCGUGUACACUCCAACAGACGACGAGAGAAACGAUGCCGCUUUGUAUGCAAAACGCUGCCAGCAGAUGAUGGCCACCGUCCUUCAGUGUUGCACCAGCUCUUGCACGUAUCGUGAUUACGAGAGAAUUCAAAGAAAAAAAGACCGGGUAAGUGCGCAUUCGACGGAGUAG
This is a messenger RNA of Trypanosoma grayi, 1293 nucleotides long. Its product is annotated as putative acyltransferase. Bases 1 to 1293 code for a protein of 430 amino acids. Lineage: Eukaryota; Euglenozoa; Kinetoplastea; Trypanosomatida; Trypanosomatidae. Gene Ontology annotation, molecular function: calcium ion binding. The transcript has a single exon. The record is from RefSeq and is a predicted model, not a curated record.